Molecule: messenger RNA, 2505 nt
Organism: Solenopsis invicta (red fire ant)
Lineage: Eukaryota; Metazoa; Arthropoda; Insecta; Hymenoptera; Formicidae
Exons: 3
Coding region: 382-2178 (598 amino acids)
Cellular component (GO): nucleus
Molecular function (GO): DNA binding
Source: RefSeq, a predicted model, not a curated record
AACAGAAAACAAACGGCAUGUGAAACCAACUAUAGUGCCACUAGUACAGUGUAGUGCAGUUUGUUCAACUGGAUUAUAACCUCAUCCUGUGGCGAUACUUUUAAUCUGUUAAGAGAAAGCCUAACUGCGAAAAUGUAAAAUUGUUGUUAGCCUGUUAAUACAAUACAUUCAAGCUUCCUAGGUUAGGUUACAAAAACAUUAAUUAUCGCAAUAAAAUAGGAAACAGGACACUAUAUUAAGUUGGAAUCACCCGAUGCUCGAUUUCUUGAAUUAUAAUGUGUGCAUGUUUCUAUGCUUGUUCUAAUACAUGCUAGAUUGUUUAUAUGAUGAUAUAUCAUAUGAAGUUCACAACGAUAGCUCGCAUAAAAAUCAUGCAUAAUAAUGCCUCGUAAUUAUAUAAGGAAAACGAAUAAAAAUGAAUGGACCGAGUCUCAGUUAAAACUAGCAAUACGUUCAAUAAUGCAGCCUCCUCAUCUCAAAAUCAGAGAAGCUAGCAGGAAAUAUGGUAUCCACGAGUCUACUCUCCGAAAGCGGAUGAAAAUUAAUUCAGUCGAACAUAUGCCCUUAGGACGCAAGCCCACUUUCACAGCUGAAAAAGAAAUAAUGUUGGUAGACCAUAUUAUUAAUGUCGCAAAACUUUAUUAUGGAAUCACGCCCCAUGAGCUUCGUAGAAUUGCUUAUGAAUUUGCAGAAGCAAACAAAAUUAAGCAUACCUUCAAUACAACAACGAAGUUGGCUGGAAAAGAUUGGCUUUAUCUUUUUCUCAGGCGACAUCCACAUAUUUCAUUGAGACAGCCAGAGAGUACCAGCCUUAAUAGGAUUACUGCGUUCAACAAAGACUCUGUUAAUCAUUUUUAUAGUAAUUUGAGUGAUGUUUUAGAAAUAUUCAGAUUUAAGGCAAAUCAAGUAUAUAAUGUGGACGAAACUGGCAUUACUACGGUGCAAAAGAAGUGUCCUAAAGUUUAUGCGCAGAAAGGCACAAAAAAAGUUGGAGCAGCGACUUCAACAGAAAAAGGAACUGUUACUGUAGUUUUUUGUAUUAAUGCUGCAGGAAAUUAUAUUCCACCCAUGUUAAUUUUUCCAAGAACUCGUAUGAGACCUCUGCUUGAAAGAAACGGACCAAUGGGAGCAAUUUAUGGUUGCUCAAAAAGUGGAUGGAUUAAUGAAGACCUUUUUAUAAAAUGGUUGCAGCAUUUUAAAAACUAUGUGAAACCAACUAAUGAGGACCCGGUUCUUCUUAUAUUAGAUAAUCACUCAAGCCACAUUUCCUUUGCAGCUUUUCAAUUCUGUAAAAAAAAUUAUAUCACUGUUAUAACUCUUCCUCCUCACACGUCUCAUAAACUCCAACCUCUUGAUUUGACUUUUUUUGGUCCGUUGAAAAAUGCUUUUUAUCGGGAGUGUAAUUUCUUCUUAAAUACUAAUUCUUAUGAGAAAAUCACUGAAUACAAUCUCGCAGAGUUACUGAAUAAAGCAUUCAUCAAAGUGGCUACAAUGGAAAAAGGAAUUUCUGGUUUUUCUUCAGCAGGAAUUUGGCCUUUCAACCCCGACAAAUUUGAUGACCACGAUUUUAUUCCAAAAGAGAUUACUGAUCAAGAACUGGUUACUGAAGCAGUUCCUGAAACUUUAAAUACAGAUGAAAAUGCUGAUCCCAAUAAACUGAAUAAUUAUGCUAAUCAUGCAAUUGCUGCUUCUUCUUUAAAUGGAUCUCCUUCCGAUUCAACUCCGAGCACUUCUAAAAUCGCUAUUACAGAAAUCUCAUCGGUUCCUGUAAGAAAAUUAAAGACAAAAGUACGAUAUUCACGUGAAAAAAUGCAAUCUGAAAUUUUUACUGUCAGUCCGCAAAAACAAAAAUUGCAACGGCUAGAAGAGAAAAAAAAAGAUUCUCUAAAGAAAAAAAUGAAUACAUUGGAAGCGAAUGCUAACCGAGCUAAGAAAAGUCUAAAACUAUCAACAGGAUCAAAAGAAAUAAAGGUUGAAUUAUUGGAAAACAAAAAAUCUGAUGUCAAAACAGAAAAUUCGAUACUUCCCCCUCCUAACGACUGCAUUAUUUGUGGAGAAGUCGGAAGUGACAAGAAGUUUUGGCUCCUAUGCUGUUCAUGUUUCAAAUGGGUGCACGAAGAAUGUAGUGGCGCUAAUGAUACAGAAAAUUAUAUCUGUGAUUUUUGUCUCGAUAAUUAAGUUUUUCAAUUUUUUUUAUUUUGUGUUAACAUUGGUUUCGUAAAUUCUUUACAUUUUUAUUUUUAUGUUUGAUUCUGAAUUCUUUUAAUUGUUAUUUUUGUACUAGCACUGACUGUGCAAAUUCUUUCAAUUAUUAUUUUUGUAUUAAGACUGGCUGACGGCUGUGUGAAUUCUUUUAAUUAUUAUUUUCAUACUAGCACUGACUGUGCAAAUUCUUUCAAUUAUUAUUUUUGUAUUAAGACUAGCUGACAGCUGUGUGAAUUCUUUUAAUUAUUAUUUUUAUACUAACACUGGCUAUGCGAAUUCUUGCAAUUUUUAUUUUUGUAU